CGAGUAUUCCCAACUCGUGAAAUGCCCGAGGAAGCGACAGCGAUUCUUGAAAACGAAUUCCGCGAAAGUUCUCCUCGGGUUCGGGCCGAAGAAGCCUCCGAUCGUGGUGCACGCGGAAGUGCCGAACGGAACUCUGUGGGAGGGACCGGCCUUGGAUGAGCCGAACAAAGAGAUCCCGGGCCGGUUCCCGCCUUUGGGCGUGAAAGACGUGAAGCCGUUGGACUCUGUACUGCCACCGUGGUUCAAGUUGAAUGUGACAAACAUCGGAGUCAUGCCGAAUUUAGAGUACCCCUACAAAUUCCCGAAUCCGCCUUUUUUGCCCAACAAGGAAACGCCGGAGGUGGUGCCCUUCGGCCGGGAGGAGUACAGGAUCCAGGAAAAACCGAUGAAAUUGGACCUGCC
Amoebophrya sp. A120 is the source of this 402-nucleotide messenger RNA. NCBI's taxonomy places the organism in Eukaryota, Dinophyceae, Syndiniales, Amoebophryaceae. The record is from the annotation of a GenBank genome assembly.